UUACGUCGCUUAUUUUAUACGAUUUUUGUUGGUGAAAGAACUCGGGCAGAUAUUUUAUAAUCUUUUAUAAAAAAAAAACGAGGACAUUAUUUCUGUAAAGUUUUAUUUCGUUUAAAUUAAAUAUACCAAAAUGUCUAGUGCGCCCGCUGAUGGAGAUGCCGUUCAAUUACCUGCCGGUUGGGAAAAACGUUUAAGCCGUUCAACGGGACAUCAUUACUAUUUAAAUAUUUACACAAAAGAAUCACAAUGGGAUGUUCCUGAUAAACCAGCAGAGCCUGUUGCAUCGUGUGGCCCCGAACAAGUUCAAUGUUCACAUUUACUUGUUAAACAUAAAAAUUCCCGGCGACCAUCUUCAUGGCGCGAAGAAAAUAUUACUCGUUCUAAAGAGGAAGCUUUAGAACUUUUAAAAUCUUACAGAGAACAAAUAGUUCAAGGUCGAGCAUCAUUUGCCGAACUAGCCCAAAAUUAUUCAGACUGUUCAUCGGCUCGACGUGGAGGUGAUUUGGGACCAUUUGGUCGGGGCACAAUGCAACGACCAUUCGAAGAGGCAGCAUUUGCAUUAAAAGUUGGUGAAUUAAGUGAACCAGUCGACACAGAUUCUGGAGUACACAUUAUUAUGCGAACAGCUUAAAGAAGAAAAAAAAACAACAACAAAAA
Chrysoperla carnea is the source of this 657-nucleotide messenger RNA. Its product is annotated as putative peptidyl-prolyl cis-trans isomerase dodo. Gene Ontology annotation, molecular function: peptidyl-prolyl cis-trans isomerase activity; protein binding. Gene Ontology annotation, cellular component: cytosol; nucleus. The record is from RefSeq and is a predicted model, not a curated record. The transcript is spliced from 3 exons. The coding region runs from base 131 to 631 and encodes 166 amino acids. NCBI's taxonomy places the organism in Eukaryota, Metazoa, Arthropoda, Insecta, Neuroptera, Chrysopidae.